Myripristis murdjan (pinecone soldierfish) is the source of this 1367-nucleotide messenger RNA. It is a transcript of the gene fundc1, whose product is annotated as FUN14 domain containing 1. The transcript has 5 exons. Gene Ontology annotation, cellular component: mitochondrial outer membrane. The record is from RefSeq and is a predicted model, not a curated record. NCBI's taxonomy places the organism in Eukaryota, Metazoa, Chordata, Actinopteri, Holocentriformes, Holocentridae. Gene Ontology annotation, biological process: autophagy of mitochondrion. The coding region runs from base 15 to 527 and encodes 170 amino acids.
UGACUGACAAAACUAUGCAAAUGACGGCGGGAGGCUGCGGGGCAGCGGAGGACAGACCAGCCUACUCCAAAAUGGCGAACCGCGAGAAGGAGAUCGAAGAGGAGAUUUACGACAAGGUCGUAGAUCUGACAGAAUACGCCAAACGUCAGCGAUGGUGGAACCGCCUCUUCGGAAAUAACUCCGGCCCUGUGGCAGAGAAAUACUCUGUGGCCACCCAGAUAGCCAUAGGGGGAGCCAGCGGAUGGUGUGCAGGAUAUCUCUUUCAGAAGGUGGGAAAGGUUGCUGCCACAGCCGUGGGCGGAGGUCUUCUGUUGCUACAGAUAGCUAACAACAGUGGCUAUAUCCAAGUGGACUGGAAGCGAGUAGAAAAGGAUGUCAACAAAGCUAAGAAGCAGCUAAAGAAGAGCACUCACAAAGCAGGCCCAGAGCUGAACACAUUUGUUGAGAAGUCCACAGAGUUUGUGAAGAAAAACAUUGUCGUCACAAGCGGCUUCAUCGGAGGAUUCUUACUGGGCCUGGCGUCUUAGAUUAACGAAAUGAGAAGAGCCUGUAUUUUUGUGGGGGGAAAAAAUCAUUGCAUCAAGUGUUUGAACAGAAAGCAGUCAACUUCAUAUUAGCUUGUAGCUGUGUGUUUUUACAUAAGCUGCACGUCUUUGUUUAUUUGAAUACUGUACCUGUGCAAGAGUGGUACAUGCACUGAAUAUAUCAAAGUAGGGUUUCCUGGUUAGACCAGAAUGGCCCUCAAAUUAAAAGUUACACACCUGUCAAGGCCAGGUAUGUCACGACGAGGCAAAUCUUCCAAAAAAAUCAAGAAAAAUACACCAAUAUUGUGCAACAACACUCCGCUCAAUUACACAAUGUUGCACAAAAUCCAGGUUAUUUUGAUUAGGCCUCAUGCCAGUUUUCAUAAACCAUGAGAAUGUUGCAAUGUUGUUUUGUUUUUGUUUUGUUUUGUUUUGUUUUUUGUUAACAAACGGUCAGCGAACCACAGUAAAGGGAUCCAUGCUGUUGCUGAAACUUUUUGCACACAAUUUGGCUAUUUACUGCAGUUGGCUGAGAACAGUAUAUUUACUUUUGCUACUAUAUGUGUGAAAGUGUCCGUGGCAUUCUAUAAGUGUCAUUAUUAUAUUGCUCAAAUCUCAACAAUCAGUCAUCUCCAAAGUGAAAACUUGAAUUGUAUUCUAAAGGGCUGAUAUAGGGUUGUUAUGCCUUUGCAAUAUGUGUGAUGGGUAUUAUGUCAGCCUCCCCUGUAUUUUAUUUUUAUGUAUUUUGUUUAGCAAUAAAAUGUUGAUGCUGUAGGUACUGAAGGUUGCCUGUGUAUUUUCUAUGUAAGGCUGUUGAACAAUAAAAAUAAGUCAAUUAAAAUA